CUCUGCGAGCUCAUCGCUGGAGAGUGCCUUGUAAGACAAGGACCUACCAGACACCUUAAGGCCGCUACUCGCUCGUAAAGGAAGUAGCAAACGCCGCAAGGUGGGGUGCACGAAUAAGAAUAACAACAAACACCAAGCUUCCUUUAGCUGGAACAGUGCUGUACUGCAUGUUUAGAGGCAGUCUGUGACAACGAAACAUAUAUGCGGGGUUAGAGGAGGUAUAAUCUUCACAGCGCUCCUAACUGUGUAACAUAAUAUUCUGUGAAAAGAGAGAGAUGGUAAUUGGGUAGAUUCGUACAGCAGCAACGGAAAAACAGACUGCAGGAAGAAGGUGCCCGGAGCAGCAGCCGUCCAAGAAGAUGUGAUAGGUUGUGAUGAUCAGCCAGAAAGCAGAAUAAACGGAGAUCACGAGACGAGUCGGAAGCGGCGAGGCAGUUGCAGCGAGCGAGUGGAGCAGCAGCGAGUGGCUGCGCAUGCGCGACUAUGCGGCCACGCUGAGUGGCGGCGAGCAGCUGCCGGUAGCUCCAUGAGCUGCGCCGCACCACGACAGCUUUCCGCGACACGGCCGGCCUCGCCCCUCUUCACCAAUGACGGUGAUGCUCCUGCAGCACUCUGCCCUCCGACACUACAAGCUGCCCUCUCCUCCGCCGCCACGAAUGACGAAGCCCGCCCCGGACGCCUCCAUAUACUGUAGCGACUACCAGACGAGGAACAAUAACAACAACAACAACAACGGUAACAAGCAGAAACGAACGCACCACAAGCUGUCGCUGCACCCGCAACAGCAGCAGGGCUGCAAGACGACUGCGAUGCGCUACUACCGUCUAUGGAUCUACACGUGCAAUGCCGUGCUGUUGGUGAGCGUGCUAGGAUUCGCCAUCGUGGCGGGCAGAAUCGUGGUGGCCGACCCCCGGCGGUACCUCGUGCCGGGCCUGUCCCUGUACCAGCCCAGCUUCCUCUACGCCUACCUGGCCCUGGCGACGCAGAGCGGCCUCCUGCAGCUGGUCGGCUGUUUGGGCGCGCUACGCCUCAACGAGCGGCUCCUCAACGUGUACUGGCUGCUACUGCUGGUGCUCCUCUUUGGCGACGCCAUCGUCGGCGUCGUGUGGGUAUUUCGCUUCGACAAGAUCUGCGCCGACUUGCGCCCCACGCUGAAGCAGCGGCUGGCGGCGGAGUACGGCGUCGACCGCGACUUCACGGCGCUGUGGGACGCUCUCCAGAGGGACUACCGCUGCUGCGGCGUCGACGGCGCCCAAGACUACGCGGCGGUGGCGAACCGCAGCGCAGGGGCCACCGUCUCGGCGUCGGCUGGGUCUACGGCGCCGACGGCAGCCGCUACCGCCAACCCGCACUACCACACUACCGGUUGCGAGGCGCGCCUGCUCCUCUGGCUGCGCCAGAGCGCGGACAUCCUGUUCGUCCUCGGGUACUGCGUCAUCGCCUUCCUCAAGCUGUGCUUCCUCGGCAUCCUGCGGUACGAGAUCCGCGAGAUGAUCCAGAAGAUCAAGAUCCUGCAGGGCGAGAUGCGGCCGCCGCCUCUGCUGCUGACGGAGCUGGGCGGCGGCGCGGCGGGCGCCACGCCGCCUCACCUGCAGCCGCUGCUCAUGAACCACACGCGCGCCGCCUCCGCCGCCAACAACGGCGACCUCAUGGGCGGCGCCGGGGGCGUGGGCGGCGGCGGCGGUGGAGGCGCGGGAGGCGGCGUCCGCCAGCCUCCGGACAGCCUGCAGGCGACGCCGCUGCACGCCGCCGCUCUCUCCCACCGGCACCUCAGCAUGCUCAACAACGACGGCACCGACUCCGACACCAACAGCAACUGCGCCCUCAUCAUCUCGGAGGACGUCGGCGCGGGCAAACCCGUCAGCAGCGGUCCUCGGCGCGGCUGCGGCUCCAACGGCAACAACAACUACGAGAUCCACGAGCUGCAGGAGCUCAACAGGCUGCUCUCCAGGCACCAGACACAGAUCUGACUAAGGUCGUUGCUGCUGUGGUGCUUCCCUCUGCGGGGAAGGCACUUCUAAGUUCGGCGCCAAAGCUCCUACACCGCAGCCCUUCCCCUCGCUUGACAGCUUUGCUUCUAUGCUUGGAGAUCAAACACGUGCGGGCAAUUUGUCCCGUGUGUUUGCCACUAUAGGACACGUUAGCACGUGACACUUUUUAAAAAAAGUGUAAUAUCGCAAAGAAACAGACUAGUGGAGUGUACAUAUAAAAACACACACAGACAGCCACUUAGCUGUCCGACAAUUGUGAACAAAACUGUCUCCUAGAUGAAAUAGAGCCAGUGUGAACAAUUUCUGAAUCAUGUGAUCGAAUAUGUGCUAAUCAAAAACACCAAUCAAUCUAAAUUAAUCGAUGGUAUCUUCAUCUCAAACAAAAAUUUAUGAGCUCUGUUUACUUUAGAAAUGUCUGUACCUAACUUGUUCAUCGUCACCGUUAUUUUCAUUGAAUAAUCUAACUCACAGGUACGGCAAAUACAUCCCUAGUAUAUCUCGAGCAUAUCUUUAAAAAUGUCUGUAGCAGCAAAUUAUCAGUUAGUCUCAUGCGGAACGAAACGACCAAACGUCUGACAUCUGUCCCAUCAUACUGUUGACAUCAAUAUUGUGGAAGAGCGCGUCAACGAUUCAGCAUCAACCAUCGUAUUUAUUACAACUCUGUGCCUCCCCGAAACUCGAAUCCGGUUAUUUCCCGAGGGCAGUGAUUUCCAGUUUGUGGAAGCAUGAGCAUCUAACGACCAAUUCAGAAAUCUAUGUGAUCCUUUCUUCCUGAAUCAACCCUGAAGAAAGGAUUUCAGGAAGAACGAAUGCUGAACGGCCUACGUAUCGAUAAGUGCCCUGUAUCUCUCCUAAGAGACGUCAUUUGCCUUUCCUCUCGCAUUUAUCACAAUUACAGUUUACCCUGAUGUUUUAUUCUAUUAUAUGUAAGCUAUUCAGCUCAAAAAACAUCGCUCAUUGAGUAUUUCAAGGUAUGCCGAUCGUCAACGGUAAAUGUUUUAGUUUUAACUCUACAUUAAAUGUUGUUUAUACUGUAAUUUUAUGUACAUAGUCGACUCAGAUGUGUGGUAUUAGUUUGGUGCGAUAUUUCAUGCACGGCCAUUUACAGAAGUUAAGAGAAAACAGAAGGAUAUCAGACCUUGGACGAAUGACAGAGCCAGUUCUAUACCUGCCCUGUCUAGACGAAGUUGCGUAGCACGCGCUUUCCACGGUCACUGCCUGCGCUAUCGUUUGAGCUAAUGAAAGUACUCUUUUAGCAACGUUUUCUUGUAAUCAGAAACGAGCGCCGCUUACGCCUGAUACCGGCCGUCGCACAAAAUAACCAUUAAGCAGGAUUGGAGUGACUCCACGUUACAAAAACGACAUUGAAAAUAUCUUCGAAAAUGGCAGAGAAAAGGCAUGCGAUUACUGAGUCACCGGAGAGACGCCCGGUAGGUUUUCAGGUCUCUUGGCUGUAAUAAUAAUAAUAAUAAUAAUAAUACAAUUUUAGACCGAUACUGUAGGCAGCUGGUCUCAGCCCCGAUUAUUACGCGAGAUACGCGCCGCUGGACUUGCUUUGUAACUGACUACUGAGGGGUUGAAUUAACUUCACAGAUAUGAAACGAGUUAAGGUAGACGAAAUCAAUGAAGAUGCAGUGAAAUGAAAUGAUACCUCUGAAGUAACUUUCAGAAAUACAGAACCUCACUCCACUGAAUAUGUCAUUGGUGAAGAAAACAAAAUAUUUUACGCAGUGGUAUCAUCGCACAUUCAGAAUUACUUUAUAAAGCAGGCCAUUGUUUCCCGCUAGCGGUGUAAAGUAACAGGAGUGUCACACAGAAGCAUUAAAAUGCAGGAGAAAUCUAGAUGUAAAUUCAGACGCUGACUCGAUCUCUGAAACGAACCCAGGUAAUGCAGAUAGCAUAGUGCAGAUCAUGAAAGGUAGAGAUCCGGCUUCGAAUCCUUUCCCAGUUAACAACUUACAUCUAUGACGAAGGUUUGUUUCAGCUAUUUCUAUGCUGCUGAGUUAACAACACUAUUCAUUUAGUUUGUUUAACAGCUGUAUUGCCUCUAAAUAAGCGUUAGAUACUAGAUUUUUAGACUACAAGUACCUGUAAUAACUAGUUACGUCCAGUAUUUGUACGUUUUACUGUAUGGCGCUCUAUAGUCAGUAACAGCACAGACAGUAGUACAGCGCUGAACCACCAGGCUGCAGCACUGGCGCGGCAGCAUGCGGUAAUUGCGGUGGCACCAGUCACCAUUAGCUGCAGCAUAGCUAAUUUCCAAUAUCCUGGACAUUAGCAUUUCCCUGAUCUGUAGGGUCACAAGGCAGUCGCUUCUGAUCCCUCUGGUGAGCUCCACCUGGUGUACUGCAGCAAGUUAAGAACUGAAGGAAAACUGUCUGUCUGAAGUAUGUUACUUGCUUGUUCUUUCCGAGUCCGGGGCGAUAUAUCGCCUACGAUCAUCCAUAGCCGUUUUGUAGCUAUUCUCAUAAAUUCAUCACUGCAGCAACAUCUGUAAUUACAUGCAAUGAUUUGUGAUGACGGCAAAAGAACACAUUUGUCUACCCACAAAAUUUUCUUGUACCAGUCAAAAUCUAUCAAAUAAGCAAAGAGGCAUCCGCUAUCUCCUGUAUUCACCGACUGUUCAUUGACGUGUCACAUAUUGUUCCUUAUCUUUCAAUAGUUGAAAAAUAUUUAAAAAUAGAGCCAAGUGUAUUCAGGCUUUCGUGGGGAUUGUGCUGAUGGUAUUUUAUCGGAUUAUCGACCUCACCUUGAAGAAAUAUUUCGCCAAGUGUCUUACUCAAUUCAAUUGAAAAUUACAAGUAGAAAAGGGAACACGAUAAAAUUUCAUCAACAGCGUAUGGAUAUAAAUAAAACGUAGAACUAUAUUUUGGAUCUCGCAGUAUAAUGUGCGUGGAUUCUCGCUUCUAAAACUUAAUCACGGUUUCUGUCUAUAUUUCGAGGGGCGGAGGGAAAUUUUCGUUUCUGCUAAAAUUAUAUAUGUUUUAAUAAAAACAAAGUGUAAACCACUGUGCAAUAUGAUAUGGUGAUUUGUUAUGAUCCACUGAAAAGUAUGUCAUCUCCAUUUCUUGCGCUCAUAGUUUUCAGUCACCUUAUACUUAUUACUAUCAUUUGUUGUCCAGAUACGUUUAUUUAAAAUCCAUCGCGCAACUUGUGGCAUCAAAAACGUUGAAUGAAUUUUUGCAGGAAGACAUACGAAGCUACGAUUAAACAACUGUAGGAAAUUAUUUAUGUUGUCCUUUGAAUUCUGGGAAGGCAUUCGCUCCGUUGAACAUCAAUGACAAAUUAAUAAGGACACGCGAUAGCGGAUACCAGACGUGACCAUGUUGACCAAGUUGCUCACCUGGAAAAGAGCCCGAGAAAACAAGAUGUCUGUGUUAGAUCCAUGAUGGCACUACGAAGUUAUCAUCGAGGUUCAAGUUCUAAUUUGCUUACGGCCGCGAAAUAAAGACUGUAGGAGUGAGGACCGUAGACGCCGCCUAUCUGUUUUCACUGGUCCUGUAAUAUCAGUUAAUAGUAUCAAACACUGAACGUUUUCCUGCAGACUUUAUUUUUUUGGGUUAUGUUACGAAACAAACGCUAUUGGGAAAGAUUUGGGUCCAAAAGCAUUCCUCCCUCAAAUUUCCACACAAGUCCUUCACACCGAUGUUUACGUCUUUUAUUAGGAAAAGGCAUCAGCGGAGGACUUUGAAGUACGAAGAAACGUCAACAAUAUAAGAAAUAUAUAAUGAAUUAAGCUAAAUACGCCAAUCAAAGCGCAACAUGAUGCUACUGCUCCUGUUUACGAGUUUAAGGACAUUGAACACCUCAGGUCAUCACCCUCCCAUUUACGCACCAGGACGGAAUCGGUACACCAUAUGUCUGCGCCUAGAGUCUGAGAGAGUUUUCUGAAUGUUUGCGUAGCGCGCGUCUGAGGCGGAGUGUGAGAACCAGCCCGGUAUUCACCUAGUAGGAUGUGUGAAACCACCUAAAAUCCACAUCCACAGUGUUCGGCACAUCGUCUCUCGUGGUUAAUCCGUCGGAAGGAUUCGAACCGGAGCCAGCGUGCCUCCCUUUCCAAGAAGCGGGAUCUCCAGUGCGCAAGUUUAUCAAGGCGUCUCAAGUGCAACAGGCAUCAGUACAAACGUCGCCACUAAUGAUGGCUCACAGGCCUAAAAAAUACGCACGCGCCAAGGGCUGAUCAAAAGUAUAAGGAUUCCAUGAAGGGGAUUUCAGUUCAAAUGGUGCGACGGCUUUCUUUCAUUUUUCAUCCUUAGGUGUACAGUAUAUGAAUCACAGUGAUUGGGAUUUUAUAUCUUCUUCAAUUAAAUCAGCUCUUUUUCAAUGACUUCAUCUUAAAUAAAACUCUAAAGAUGAUAACGUAGACGCAGCACCCAAAAUUUGUUUCUUAGUUCCUACCCGUUCAACAAUUUUACCAACGUUUAUAAGUCGAUGUACGUAUGGCUACAAAACGGUCCUUAGUGCAUCACGCAACUAAAACAUGACGAAAUUGCUUGUAAAUAACAUCUGCUUCGCACGUGAUAGCAAUUACAUUUUAUACUGUGUGCUUUCUAUUUCCCAGAAUGAACGGUGACGUGAGUUUUACUUUCGAAGUUCUGCUGGACUGAUUUGGUAACAGAUACCUACAAAUAUAUGAUUAUGUAUUUUCUAUGUGAUGAUUUGGUAUUUUAGACAAAUAAAUGUAAAAAUUCAUACAUCCUAGUUGUUUUUCCCAAUAAAUUCUUUGUUUCUGAUAUCAGCCCAUGAAAUUCUGGUUUUUGUCUUUUAAACUCCCGUUUAUGUAAGUGAUAAUUACUAUACAUUACUAUCUACUUUUGUGUUGUCUGUAUUUCAACGAAAGAUUUCUUUCAGUAUUCAUCACAUUUUCUCUCAUAAUUCUAAAGACGUCUACCACUGCGAAUGAUGCACCAUUAACAUACCAGCAACUGCUUCUCCUUACUCUUUAAUGUGUUUUGGGGAAACAAUCGCUUGGGACACUGCAUUCCUUUGGCAGGCUGUUCAAGAUGUGUUUCAAGUCAUCGCACAGCGAUGACUGUUUCUAUAUCAACUAAAUCGUUAGUGGCGAACAUCCAAGCACCUACAACAAUUUUUUCUCGCAGUUUCAAAACCUUCUUCGGAUAAGAGAAUUAUUUUAUGAUCGGAGAAUUUAUUCUUUCUCAACAAUCACGAGAAAGCUUCCCCCUCUAAAUUUAAUUUGCUCUUGGCUUGAUUAGGAACGCCAGGUUUGCUUCUUUCGUUCUUCUGCCAGCAUCUACUGACGUACGUGUCGAAGGAAAUUUUCGUCUUAAUUUAAGGCAGCGAAAUAAAGGGUUAUGUAUCAGUUUUAUUAACGUAAGAAACACAAAUAAUCGUUCGCUGGAGAUCACGAUAUCGAGUCUGCACAGACCUGUCGUCACUCUUCGUCUAUACGAACAGAAAAGCUUACGUAUCAUGUCGCCUACAACGACCAAAAAAAUUAACAUCAAAUCGCCUACAACUGAUCAACUGUGACUCAGAGACUUCAUUUACAGUACUUUGUUGAGCUUCUCUACUAGUAAUCGACAAGGCCAACUGUUGACAAAACUUGCAACUGUUUUCGGGUUUCCUUCCGAGCCUCGGCCCAGGAAGUCGAGAGGCCAUCUCCUGAGACUUUACGUCAACCGAAGUCUCAACUAUCAUUCUUCUACUAACAGGACCUCAAUAUAUGCGAUAAAACUAGCUCUAUCCUUGGAAUAAUUGUGGACGUAUGCAUACUCAGAAAUCACGGAAUAUUUUGCUCCGUUUAUAAUGUGUUAACAUCUUUAUUUUAUGAGGAGCGAUUGACACUUAAGACUGUAUCUGAUCAAUUACGUAAAGACACAGAAUAAUAAAUAAGGGAAAUAAAAGAAAGACAGAAUGUGUUACUAGAAGCAAAGAUUUUCUGUAAGUGAGACAACAUUCAAAGGAGAAAACACAUUAUGCAGUGACGCACAACUGAAAGCAGGCUGUUCAAGACUUGUUUCAAGUUAUCGCACGGCGAUAAUUGUUUCCAUUGUCAACUACAACCAAAUAUAUUUAUAGCAGGCAAUAAUGGUAGAUGGUCAAAUUACUGACGACUGCUUAAGCCCAAAAGUUGGUAGUACAGAGUUAUUAAUUAAAUGUGGGAAUAUUAGAGUUGGAAUAUCGUUACCAACAGUCUGUGUCAUCUUCCCAGUUGAAAAUGAUCUACAGGCCACACAAUAUUUUUAUAGCUGCAAUGCAUUUCCGUUCGCAUUAAAAAUUAGCUUGCUGCACUGAGAUUUUUUUACCCGGGGGGAAAAAUUCUAUUACAAUUGAAACUUAUUGUUCAUACGAAAAUAUAGCCCUUGAAGUCAACAAAGGACAUAAAACAAAUUAAAGGAGAGCAAAUUUCAAGGCAGCCAUGGGCUGAUGUAUCUCUUUACAAGAACGAAAAAUUAACAUUUGCCGAAUGCGAAACAUAGGAAACAGCACAGCUACUGAGCAAAGUUGUGAAUCAUAAGGUUCAGCAUCUCAAUUUGUAUACAAUUUAAAAGCUGAAAUAAUAAAUUGUUUGAAGGCUCACUCACAAUUUCGGAGCAAAUACUGCAAAUCAGGAAAUCUAGAAGACGAAGAGUUAUCACAUUAUCUUUGCAUCAGAAAAACACCCGCAUCCAUUUAUGGCAGACUUACUACCUGAAUAUUCACAAUAUAAAUAAUUAAGAAAAUUAUUAAUAAUUUUUUUUCAUUUUUCGCUUAUCACUUUCUUUCUUAACGUGAAUCACUUCUGUAAUUCCCGUCACCUUGUUUAU
Molecule: messenger RNA, 8758 nt
Organism: Schistocerca gregaria
Lineage: Eukaryota; Metazoa; Arthropoda; Insecta; Orthoptera; Acrididae
Exons: 3
Coding region: 588-1970 (460 amino acids)
Cellular component (GO): membrane
Source: RefSeq, a predicted model, not a curated record